UGUAAAAAUCGCAGAAGUAGAGUAUGAAUGGAUCCCGUCAAAAGAGACAAACGUUUCUUGUUUGGAAGAAUUCAUGAGAAGAAAACAGUAGUUGGCCUUUCGCUCAAGAAAAUUUGAACGUACUACAGCUAAACGGUGUUUAAAAUUACGUGAUGGCAGCAUCAUUACCACAGAAGACAGGCAUGGCAGGGAUGCCCACUCAGCAGCAGCCCCCCCAAAUGCCCCCUGGUGGCGCCAUGGCAACAGGUCAGCAGCCAAUGCCACCCCAGGGUGCGCUCAGAGAGAUUUCCCCUGUGUUUCUGUGUCGGAUUGGACAGGAAACCGUCCAGGACAUUGUCACUCGUACCAUGGAAAUCUUCCAGAUCACACGAGCCACGCAACUUCCCAAUGGUGUGACUCAGAGUCAGGCAAUGUACCAGGAUCGCUUUGGGAAACUGCAGGAACACUUGAGGCAGCUCGCCCUGCUCUUCCGCAAGCUUCGUCUGCUGUAUGAGCGCUGCGUGGAGAUGACCGCUGACCUGCAGGAGGGGCCGGCAGAGCUUGUGCCCUAUGUUGGAGAAGAGCUGGUCAAUGUCAGGGUGGAGUCUUGCAGUCCUUCAGUCCACCAGGAGAGAAAAGAAGUCCUAGAGAAAGUACGUCAGAAGAACCAGGAGAUGAAGGUUCUCAUGGAUCAGAUGAGGAACUUGCUAUGGGACGUCAAUGCCAUGUUGACACUAAGGAAAUGAUCAAUGUUGAGGGACUGAGUGGACAAGUACAGGGCCACCACAAGACAACAUUGAAGAGAGACACUUUUGGAUAAAUAAUCUUUGCUAUUCCCCUUCUGCAAUAGAAAUUUUCUGAAAGUAAUUGAGGUGUCCCCCCCCCUGCCCUUCCAAAAAAAAAAAGGUUCAUCAUCACCUUUACUGUUGAUGCCACAAGAGGGCGGCACAGCACUGUUUUUGUUCUAAAUGAAGGUCAAUUGACACCAAAAUGCCACAAGAUGCACAAUUUUCUCUAAAUGAAGCUUCUUAAUGUACGUCAACAUAGUCCUGUGACACCAAGAUAGCAGCAAGAUACCUUUUUUCAGGAAUGACAACCACAAAUAUGCAGGGUUUACUGUAUAGCUGUCUAUAGUUGAACCCAUGAUUAGAAGCGGGUUGUUGUUCGGUAACAGUUGAUGAGAUAUGACUUACAAGGCAGCUCAACGUUUUCUAUUUUUACUGAAAUAAGUUAUGAACUCAUUUUUGGAAAACUUGUAUUCCAUCGGGUCACAACAAGUUUUUUUUUUUUUUCUUUGCUACCAUCUGUUGUCUCGACACCUAAUGCAUCAAAUCAUAACAGGCACUUCUUCCAGAAAGCUGUGUAAGUAAUAUUGUGCUCAUUAUGGCCCUUCUGAAAAGUUUGAGGUGCACGGUUCCAACUGGCUCCUUGGCAGCUAUGUACAGUACAUCUCAGGUGUUUUGUACUUUGUGUGUUUGUGUGUUAUGUGCAUGCGUGUGCUUAAUGAGUCUUCCUCAGUGCUCAACGAUGUUUGCCCUUGUUGUUCAGGCUUGGUUGCCUAUGAAUAAUUUUGUCAACUGGGUCCUAUCUGUUUUGUACAGUAUUGUUUUUGUAAUUAAAUUUAA
Syngnathoides biaculeatus (alligator pipefish) is the source of this 1604-nucleotide messenger RNA. Its product is annotated as Mediator of RNA polymerase II transcription subunit 30-like. The transcript is spliced from 5 exons. Gene Ontology annotation, biological process: positive regulation of DNA-templated transcription. Bases 153 to 725 code for a protein of 190 amino acids. Gene Ontology annotation, cellular component: mediator complex. Gene Ontology annotation, molecular function: transcription coregulator activity. NCBI's taxonomy places the organism in Eukaryota, Metazoa, Chordata, Actinopteri, Syngnathiformes, Syngnathidae. The record is from RefSeq and is a predicted model, not a curated record.